Brienomyrus brachyistius is the source of this 825-nucleotide messenger RNA. RefSeq names its product acyl-CoA thioesterase 13 (gene acot13). The coding region runs from base 316 to 741 and encodes 141 amino acids. Lineage: Eukaryota; Metazoa; Chordata; Actinopteri; Osteoglossiformes; Mormyridae. Gene Ontology annotation, molecular function: fatty acyl-CoA hydrolase activity. The record is from RefSeq and is a predicted model, not a curated record. The transcript is spliced from 3 exons.
CGGUGGAUUUUAGCAGUUCAGUUCCUAACGCUGUAUUGCUUCUCUUUAGGUUGUGGUUAAGACGCGAGGAAAAUACAAAUGCAUUUCUUUGCAUUUUGAUAAAGAAUUAAAGUAUGCAGACCGUAACAGUAUAUUAGACCUGGAUUGAGUGAAGAGGCGGCUGUGGGGGUCGGACACUGCUGCGGAGUUUCAGGUCGAUAUCGGCCUGGCUCUUCUGAUUAGUUCGAGGAAAAGAACAGGGUUAGGGAUUUCGGGAGUAACCACUAACGUUUUACUUUCAGUAUAGUUCUCUAAUUUGUUAUUUCAUAUACUACAAUGGCGUCGUUGUCUUUAACACAUUUAAAAGAAUUAAUGCGUUCCAUGGUGGACAGCCCUGGUUUUGAUCGGGUUUUAAGUAAGGUUAACAUCGUAUCAGCAAGUCCAGGUAAAGUGGUUUGUGAGAUGAAGGUGGAGGAAGAACAUGCGAAUCGUUUGGGCACGCUACACGGUGGGCUGACAGCCACUUUGGUAGAUGUAAUUUCCACAACCGCAUUCAUGUACACUGAGCGAGGCCUUCCUGGUGUCAGCGUUGACAUGAACAUCACGUACAUGAACGCAGCCAAGGUAGGAGAUGAUGUGUUCAUUACUGCCCAGAUAUUGAAGCAAGGUCGGACACUGGGAUUUGCCACUGUUGAUCUUACCAGCAAGGCGACUGGAAAACUGAUUGCACAAGGAAGACACACUAAGUACUUGGGUGGUUAAAUCUGGGCUUAAUAUUUGAGCAUUAUUUGCAUAAACUGUAACACGUGUCCAAAUAAAUUCUAUUGGUUGCAAAUAUUUUACAAA